GAUGAGUCCGCUGCCCGCCGCUCUGUGACGGAGGAGCCUCAGCAGAACGAACCGUUCACCGGACCGGAAUCUCCUCAGCCCGCGGUGUCCCCAGGUGAGCCAUGCCGUUGGUGAAGCGGAUCAUUGAACCUAGGUAUCUGUGUCGUGGCACUCUGCCUGAUGGGGUCGCCAGUGAGCUGGAGUGUGUCACCAACAGCACCCUGGCUGCUGUCAUCAAACAGCUGGGAGGACUCAGUCGUCACGCGGAGGACAUCUUUGGCGAGCUGUUCACGGAGGCAAACAGUUUCUACCUGAGGAUGAACAGCCUGCAGGAGAGAGUCGACCUGCUGGCAGUGAAGGUCACACAGCUGGACUCCACCGUGGAGGAGGUGUCUCUGCAGGACAUCAACAUGAGGAAGGCUUUCAGGAGCAGCACCAUCCAGGACCAGCAGGUGGUGUCCCGGAGCUCCAUCCUCAACCCGGUGCUGGAGAUGUACCAACGCUGCGACAAACCCCCACCCCUCAACAUCCUGACCCCCUACAGGGAUGAUAAGAAGGACGGUCUGAAGUUCUACACCGACCCAUCGUAUUUCUUCAACCUGUGGAAGGAGAAGAUGCUGCAGGCGACAGAGAACAAACGCAAAGAGAAGAGACGACACAAGGAGCAGAAACAUGUGGAGGAAUCUUCAGGAAGGGAGGUGAAGAAGGUUCGGAAAGCUCGUAACAGGCGGCAGGAGUGGAACCUGAUGGCAUACGACAAGGAGCUCCGCCCAGACGCUCGAGUGACACCAUCACCUUACCACACGUCUGACGGCUCCAUGUCACCUGACAGGUCAGGGAUGUCAGACGACCCCUCCUUCCCUGCCAGCCCCCACCUACAUGAUGCCCAGGGGCAUGAUGGGAAGGAUCAUGUCACCGCAGCGACCACAGGGACCGGUCAGACUCAGUCGUUGGACCGCGCUCUCCGACCUGCCCCUGGGUCCUCUGCAGUUUCCGCAACGACCACCCGUCAGCACUCCCUGGGCCGUAACCAACCACACCAUCACCACCACCCGCCGCCACACACCGGCUCGGCCAAUCAGAACACAGCACGCACCAACGCCACCAAGGAGGCCAAUGACCACCAGAUCCCCCCAGCCCCUCCCCCGCCCCCCCCUGUCAUGCCAUCAGCGGGACAGAUGGGAUUCAGCUCCACCCACACUGCUGCCAUGGCAACACCGCUGCACCCUGCACCCACCCCUGGUAACCAAGGUGGCUCCGCCCUCUCUCGCCCCUACAGCCCCUCCCCUCCCCCACCUCCCCCAGCUAACUAUGUGCCCUCCCCCUCCCGGGCUGGAGGCCAGGCCCCACCGUCGGCUGCUGCCGCUCCCCCGUUGCCCCCGACAAUGGAUGGCAGGAAGCCACCCGGCGGACCAAACGUGCCGAUGAACGACGCCCGCAGCGACCUGCUGGCUGCCAUACGCAGAGGAAUCCAGCUGAGGAAGGUCCAGGAGCAGCGUGAGCAGGAGGAGGCCAAGAAACGGGAGCCCACAGGAAAUGAUGUCGCCACCAUCCUGUCGCGGCGCAUCGCCGUGGAGUACAGCGAAUCGGAGGAGGAGUCUGAACCCGAGGACCAGGAGUGGUCUGACUGAGGAGGAGGUCUGAUCUGGAUCAGUCCCAAAGCCAGACCGGAAACCAACGGAGGAGACAACCAGUUUUUAAAGUCUGAAAAACAAACAAACACACACUUCAAAACAUUAUUAUCAUCAUUAAUAAAUAUGAUCAGUUGUCACUUACCUCAUUAUGUUCAACCUGCUGGAGGUGGAGCCUGAGUGCCAACAUGUCUGUCCUCUGGACUAGAGUAAGAUCCUGAUCCAGGAUUCAGAGUGUGUGUGUGUGUGUGUGUGUGUGUGUGUGUGUGUGUGUGUGUGUGUGUGUGUGUGUGUUCACAGCGGCACAUAAAGGACGAGGUCUAUACAACCUUUAUAUGAGUUUCCUGUGGCGCCCCCCCAGGACUAACUGAGCAUGCUAAGACUGAAGGAUCAGGAUGUGAUGGUCUCUGUGGCCUGUAGGGGGCAGUGACAGGAAGCUGAUUCAAAUGAAGAAUCAGACUCAGGUCCAACUAACGAAGAGACGUUAACGGGGUCAUUAUGGUCCUGGUUCUCCUGGUUCUCCUGGUUCUCCUGAAGGACGGACUCCAGA
Seriola dumerili (greater amberjack) is the source of this 2160-nucleotide messenger RNA. Its product is annotated as wiskott-Aldrich syndrome protein family member 3-like. Gene Ontology annotation, cellular component: cytoskeleton. Gene Ontology annotation, molecular function: actin binding; protein kinase A regulatory subunit binding; Arp2/3 complex binding. Lineage: Eukaryota; Metazoa; Chordata; Actinopteri; Carangiformes; Carangidae. The record is from RefSeq and is a predicted model, not a curated record. Gene Ontology annotation, biological process: positive regulation of Arp2/3 complex-mediated actin nucleation; actin cytoskeleton organization. The coding region runs from base 102 to 1610 and encodes 502 amino acids. The transcript is spliced from 11 exons.